Molecule: messenger RNA, 7104 nt
Organism: Amoebophrya sp. A120
Lineage: Eukaryota; Dinophyceae; Syndiniales; Amoebophryaceae
Source: the annotation of a GenBank genome assembly
AGUACCUACACACAAGUUGCUUUUUGCAUGACAUACAUCUUCACCAGGCUCUUCAUCUCACUAUACCUAUUUCUUCGUUUUAUUCGUACUACUAAGCUCUUUCACAGAUCAUAUGCCAAAAUCCCGAAGUGGUAGGACAAUUACAAUUAGAAUUACACAAGACAAAUAAACCAUGCUGUACGAGCGAGGGUUUCUUUCCGCGAAUAAACCGCGGAUCGGGUCGUGGAAGCUGUUUCUGGUGACGACCCGCGGUCAGGUUCUGAUAUACCUGCUGCUGCCCGUAUUUCUACUCGGCGGCUUGUACAACUUUGAGGAUUCUUUUUCGGCUGUUUAUUCAGCGGGGGGCAUUAGCAUUUAUGGUGCGGCUGCCUUGUCCUCGUCCGUGCUUAAUACAACUGGUGUAUUUAUUACAACCUCGCACCUGCAGCUCGCAGUUGCAGUGCAGCAAGGUCGGCGGCUGGAAAAUACUCGCACGACUCGGCACGAAGAAAGAGAAAAAGAGCGGCCUGAUAUUAACCAGAGGAAAAAUAAACGUCCCCAUCACGACCCCAUAGUCGACGAGAUGGGAAAUCCGCUAGACAAAUCCAGCAGCUCCAUCAACUGAACUCCGAAUGUAGUGUAGUCGACGUUCGUGGCUAUAAUUAUACAUGUCGCAUGACCACUACAACUAAUUCAGCUACCGAUUUUUACUCAGAGCAUGGCUGAUUCAUGGUCCAAAAAAACAACGAAUCCCUGAUGUUCUCAAAAAUCUCCUUGGAGUACGCAUGAGAGGAUUUAUUGUCUAGGGCCAUAUAACCCGGGCUAGCGUGACAAUAAAUACGGGGUGGUGGGGACGUUGUUGCACAGGUGGAUACGUUGUGCGGACGCUAGGGCUAGUCCCCCCCGGCGGAGGAAAAGGGACAGGGUACGGGCGAAGAUGAGAAAGUUGACAGGGAUCUCUCUAUCCGGCACAUUGACCUCCGUCAGCCGCCCCUGGUCGGCCAGCUUGGAUGAAAAUAAAAGUAGCACGGGUGAUAUGGAUGUGUCAGGAUUGAAAUCGUCAAAGUUUGCUAUUGCAGAGGACGAGCGGGAGGCAGAUUAUAGCCCUGGUAAGGGUCAAAAGUUGGACUGCUGACUAGCAUGACAGAAGGCAGCUCUUUUGCCCUAAACCGCGCGACAGACUCGCUUCCAGGACCGUGAACAUUUGUCAUGCACCGACUACAGACUGUAGGUCUAACUGGUAUCCGUUUUAUGCAUGGCAAACUAUUUCAACUUUGACGAUUUCAAACCUGACACAUCCAUAGGCGAUGAGCAUGAUUAUGCCCAGUCAAUUACAUCAUCCGAAAGCGACGACUCCGGCCAAAGCACGGGAACUGGGUAUGCAUUGCAAAUGUCGCUGGACGUCUGGAAAUUUUCGAUGUCGCUGAGGCAUGCAUUAUACCAAAGCAGCCGCUCCUUUUAAUACGGCUGAGUCAUGCAUACCAAUUCAGCCGCUCCUCCUUUAAUGAAACUCGCGCCCCCGGUUGGUGGAGCGAUCGGCUGACGAGGUACGUCGGGGGACGUUGCUACAUCAAUCAAUCAAUACGGCAUACAAUUGGAGGCUUAUUUUUGCAGAUUCAUUAGUCUGCCUUACUACAGUCGUGCGAGAUCAAGAAAGAAGCUGGCGACUCGUAUUCAUGCGUGACAGAUGUUGACCUCGUCUAAACCUUGCAUCGAAAAGAACCCAGAUCCAGACAUAUUUGCAGUUGAUAAUGAGUCGCCGCGCAGAAUUUCGUUCGCGGACGGGAAAGAAAGAGUGCCCGGACAGCCCACCAACCGAACGCCACUACCCGCAGCAGGUACUUCGCUAGGUGCCGCGAUCGCCGGCGCCAUCGAGCGUUUUGACAAAGACGUAGCCGUAUCGACGUUGCAAAAGGAUAUCAAUGAAUCCAAGACCGCUGUUGCGAGUUCUUGUGCAUCUUCGCAUACUUACUUUCAUCGUGUUUAAGAAGAAGAAGAAAACGUGCCAAAUUCAUGUCAGACAAAUUUGAUUUCACGGACAAAAGCCACGAAAAAUCGGGCAUGAUAGAUGCGAUCAAAAAUUAUGCUGAAAUAUUAUAGCGCCAUCAAGCGUAAAAUAUACGGGUUCACAACUUUUGCAGUGGAUACGCCAGUCUGUCUACAGAGAUGCACACCAAGAUCAAUCAGCACACGGCAUGGGCACGAGAAAACAAACUCGAACCGAGCCCCGAAUUGCCAGCCGGCCCUAGUCGUCUUCAGGCACAACAACUUCCUCGGCGAGGUCAGCAGCCGAAUGAGAUGGCCGCAGAGCCUGUUCUUCCCUACUGUGUCAGACACGACAAGCUGGCAAGGACGUUGCAGGAAGACGUUAUGGAUUGUAAAAAUGUCUGGGUCUGGAAGGUUGGGACUUGUAAUGCUAGCUUUCCAUACCUAGAAAAUCUGUAUUGCAUAACCAACAAAAGUCGCAGCCUCUUUUGUCAUGCGAAAACGCAGCUUCUCAUGCGGAUUGCCUAUGAGAGAGCGUUUUGGGAAGUUGUCAUGCCGGACUUCAUUUGGAAGUGUUUGCAUCGUGCACCUUUAUUUUAGCAUCACAAGUUUCCAGACCCAGACACUUUUGCAUUUGAUAGACGUGCAGCGUGCCCUAUUCCUCCGGGACGGAGCGGGUGCUCCGAUCCGCGGCCGCGCACCGCUCCCCGAGAAGCUGCGGGGCGAGCUUCAGAGGGCGUACGGCGCUCGGGUAUUGUCCGGGCUUCCGGUAUGGAUUGCACAAGUAUCGAUCUCAGUCUGGAGGAAAAUAAUUGCAUAAACUUGUUAAGGUUGUUGGAUGUGAAAGAAUCUGAAGAAGAUCUUCCCCUUAUCUGUGAUGUAAACAGAACGAAGCUUGCCAUGCGGAGUACGCAACUACGCAUAUUAGCAGCUCAAAAACGUGUCAUUCUUGUUGGCCGCGUACUAAUAUUGCAGUGUCACUACAACUUAUCAUUUACAGACCAGCAUCACAUUCACAGACCGGGGCCAGAUCAAUGUUUUCGACGUGCAUAUCCGGAAAUUGUCCACAAUUGGAGACAACUGGCGAGGUUUCGCCUGAUACACUACCUGCUGCCGCACUACGACGGGAAAAUCCACCUCGCCGGCGCAGAUACCGUGGCGGGGAACGCGAUCUUGGCGGAGCGGGCUAUGAACUGCAAAAGUAUCGUACUCGUAUAAAUGCAUUACAAAUUAUUUCCCCAGCAAGAGAAAUUUGUCAUGCGGAUUUACCUCAAGAAAAAAAUUUGUACUGCAUGACUGCAAUUACUACGAGUACGAUACUUUUGCACAGGAUACGGGCGAGGGAGAUACAAAAGUGGCGGGAUGAGCAACUUGCGUGCCUCGAUCUGUUCGAAGGUCUUUUAUGCAUUGCAAAUAUGUCUGGGUCUGGAAGGAUGCAACUUGUGAUGCUAUUUUUGGAUUCUAAAAAAAUAAAUCUGUGUUGCAUGACAAGAAAUAGGAGUCCAGUUUUUGCCACGUGGAGAGGGCAUUUCUCAUGCAGGAUAGGCGUGAAGAAGUCCUCAUGCUAGGGCCUAGGGCAUGCAUCACAGACAUCAUGGCUCAUGCUAAACGGCGACAGGCGCUACCUAACCAACCAACCAAGUCUCAGAAUCUUCCAGACCCAGACAUAUUUGCAAUCCAUAUCUUUUGGCGCGGAACAAAGAACUUUUUCGCCGCGCGCGGGAGACCAACCUACAGAAGAGGGGUAUCGAAAGGAAAAAUCCCCCCUCCCCAUAUCAAAACGGAAUUUCUCCUGCUGGAUCUGUGUACACAAAUCAAUUCUGUAGUGCAGAGAGGCAUUGCGGCCAGAUCCCCAGGCUAGCUAGGGGCGUAUAAGUCUAGUUGUUUAGCAUGGCAAACGGCCCCCCUUUAGGCCCAACAGCAUGACAAAUCGCUUCCAUAAUGGGGCGGAAGGUUCUGCCCUUGUCUUCUUGCAAGACAAAUGUGAAGAAGAUUGGCGGCCUCAAAUCAGCAGCACGAAUCUCCGGAAGCGGACCUUUUCAAUAUGGGGAGGGGGGACUUUUCAUUUUGAUAAGGAGGGAGCCAGACCCGGACGGCGUCCUCGCUUUCAAAACGAAACCGCAGAAGCGUCUCCUGGGCGACGCGAAGCAGGACAUCAGCGAGUGGGCACGGAUUGCCACCACCGCAAAUAUUAAACUGCCCGAAGAUGAUAGCCUCGUUUCAUCCUCGGCUCCCGUUAUUUCUGUUCCUCGCCCAGGAACGACAGCAGGGGCCGGUAAUACUAGUAUUCUCAAGACGUCGUCGUCGCAAUCAACAACCGGUACGGAGAUCGAGCAGCGACUUAUUGGACUGGCAAACUCUCUCUGGCGGGCCAUCGACCGGCUAGAGACGGCCCUUAUCGCGACGUUCGCGGUUGAGGAGCAGCGCGAAUACGAAAUUUUUGUAUGAAAUGCAAAAAUGUCUGGUUCUGGAAACUUGUGAUGCCAAAAUGUGCAUGAUGAAAACACUUCCGAAUGCAGUCCGGCAUGACAACUUCCCACAAUUCUUUCUCGUAGGCAAACCGCAUGAGAAAGUGCGUUUUUGCAUGACAAAAGAGGCUGCGACUUUUGUUGGUUAUGCAAUACAGAUUUUCAUUUUCUAGGUAUGGAAAGCUAGCAUUACAAGUUCCAACCUUCCAGACCCAGACACUUUUACAAUCCAUAUUUUGAGCCUGAAUGCGACGAGUUGUGCCAGCUGAACACCCGCCGGCUGCUUGUUUUUAUCCCGGAGCUGUUGGAAGAGCCAACGGAGGAGACUGCUCGGAAGGCGCGGCAGGCGUUCCUAGCUAACUUCGGCAUCAGAUCCGAAGCCGACGUGCAGGCGUUGGACCUCUUUGACGUGACCCUGAAGGCCUCCCAAGUUCCUGAAACGGUAUCAGAGAGUCCCCCGAACAACGCGGAAAAGAAGCAAGCCCGCGCGCUGCUGCGCACCGACGUUUUGAAGAUCUUCGUGCGACUGUUGGGCCGGUUUCAAAAACUGUGGAUUGAGGACUUCGCCAAGCUCCUGAAGCAGGAUGUUGUUGAGCGACCUGGUGCAGUAGGAGCAACAAGAAGUCCAGGACGAUCGUCACCGAACUUCGAAGCAGUUCGCCCCGCGUCCCCCGUUUUAUUUAUGGACGACCGCGCCAGAGCUAAGCUUUUCGAGCAGAUGCUCACGGAGCAGAUAGACGCGACCGAGCACUUUUUCGACCGCUGGCACGACAUGCUGAAAGAUUCGAAAGAGACGCAAGAGCUGGCACAGCUGGUGACCGCCCGGCAUUACUCUACUUCGGUGGACACGAUUCGGGGUCCCGUGGCCCUCGCCGGGGGGGCUGCAAAUCCAGGGAACGCAGGCAUUCUCCUCGCAUCGCCGCUGGAGCGGGAAAUGAGUGUUGUGACCGACUUGAUUUUAUGCAUUGCAACUACUGCUUCUAUGUGUGGGUCUGGAAAUAAGUGAUACGGAAUUGUGGAUCAUGAUUGACCGCAUGACAAGACAAACUGAGCUUUUGUAGGAAAAAAGAAGCUGCGACCUUUGUAGUUGGUCACGCAAUUAUACAAGUUCCACGAGCAGCAUAAUUAGAACAAGUAUCCAGACCCAGACAGAUUUGCAGUUGACAGAGUUCGAGCCGAAUUUUCGUGGACCAGUUGGCCACGCCCUUCUUCCAGAACGUGUUUCUCUUCUACGUUCCCAAGAACGAACAGCCUAAUCAAGAAAAUGCAGCGAAUUUAUUUGCGCCGAAUGCGGAAAGCCUGCGUCUGGUGAAGCAGUACGUGAAACGCGACGGCCGUGUGAAGCGCUGGCUGCAAGGACGCAAUGGGGUUUUUGCCCUUCCGCAGCACCGAAGCGAGCCCUUCGGAAAAGACUGGGCCGACGGGCUGCCGGACAACCGGCUGAGUCAGCUUCCGAGAUCCACUUCGCAGUCGGGGCGCGUCAAAAAAACGCUUCACGGCCGCGUGGAAACCCAACUGGCGGACAUGUCCAGGAAAUACCAGGACAUGGCGACUCGAGGUCGGCACGAAGCGAUGACCAGCGUCCCGACGAAACCGAAAGCCAAACCGACAUCCAUGCCUUUGCAGCCUGUGGGUAAGGUGCCGCCCCCCGGAGGUGCAGUCCUACCCAGUCCGCUCCCGCACGAGAAAGUAUCAAAAUACAGAAAAAGCAGCAGCGCCUGCUCUCCCGCCCACGAGCCGGACCGAAACUUGAUGUCAUGUGCGGUUGUACACAACAAGGAAAUUUUGUAUACAUGAUCUCUGCACAGAAGUAGUACCUCCGAAAGACGACGUGAUUUUUUCUGUCUCCCGAAGUUCGGACUCUAAAGCAUUCAAAUGUCGGUGCUUUUUUAGUAGAACUCGCCCCGCACAUCGCAUCAAAGCGCGUAACCCUUCUGGUGGGUGUCAAGGGAGUGGGAAGUCAUUUGUUAUUUCGCUUUCAUAAAGAGGUGCUCCCGCCCGCCCGGGAGAUGCGGAUGGAGUCCGCGCGCCUGGGAGCAAAGCGCCGGCGCAAGCAAGGCCUGUUGCGCAAAUUAAGCUGACACGGACUCCGCAACAGAAAUCGAGCGGGGGUUUGUGGAGAUGGUUCCUCAAUUUGUUCGGGUUGGCAGCGUAAUUAUGAACAUGCUUGCAGCGUUCGUUGAACAGGUGCUGGGAGCAUUGAUGUAGAAAAGUUAAAUUUCAGAGAGCCAGGUCAGUAAGUUGCUGGCGACCGAUGAUCGCUCGACGUUCUUUGAUUCAUACUAAAUUAUUUUUGCCAUAAAAUUACACAUUUUCAAGCUCAUGGUUACAUUCUCAACUGAGUAACCAGUCUUGAUCCGCAUUUUUGUUUUCUGCACAGCAGUGUCGCGUACGAAAUCAAUUUUUUCGUGCAGGAGUAGAACUAAUACACCAGAUUGUGAUGUUGGAGAGACCGCUUUCCAGUUGACAUCUGGGAGGUCCUGGAAGGCAAUACAGCUACUCGGCAGCAUUUGAUAAUGAAGCGCUCAUGGAGAUGAAUAAAGACAUCACUGAGCCUGUCGAGUAGUAGUUACAGAAGAGAGCAAGAAUCGAAUCCAUUGCCACAGCCUGAAGGAAUGAAAAAUAUCGUGCAUGUAUGAUUUCAAAGCCCACCCUGCUGACCUGACGCGAU